This is a messenger RNA of Theobroma umbraticum, 1027 nucleotides long. RefSeq names its product late embryogenesis abundant protein At1g64065-like. Lineage: Eukaryota; Viridiplantae; Streptophyta; Magnoliopsida; Malvales; Malvaceae. The record is from RefSeq and is a predicted model, not a curated record.
CCUGCUCUACUUCCUCAAUUCAGUUUAAACGUCAAGAAAAAGUGAUUAAGAGAAUAUUUUUCUUUUCAGUUUCCUAUAGCUAGUAAAGGAGAUUAAAUGGCAGAGAAAGACCAGCAAGUGCAUCCCCUAGCACCAGCUAACGGGCACCCGAGAAGCGAUGAAGAAUCAGUCAGUUUGCAAUCGGAAGAGCUGAAAAGAAAGAAGAGGAUCAAAUACGCUGUGUAUAUUGCCGCCUUUGCAGUGUUCCAAACUGUUGUCAUCCUCAUUUUUGCCCUGACUGUCAUGCGCGUUAAGAACCCAAAGGUGAGAAUCGGGAAAGUCACCGUUGAAACAAUGGAUACUAGUAACACAGAAGCUGCUGCUUCAUUUAACCUCAGGUUCAUCGCCCAAGUAACGGUAAAAAAUACCAAUUUCGGUCAUUUCAAAUUUGAUAAUGCUACUAUGAGCUUUCUGUAUGAUGGUGUGAUGGUAGGGGAGGCAAUUAUACCUAAGGCCAGGGCCAGGGCUCGUUCGACUAAAAAAUUGGAUGUUACUGUGGAAGUGAACUCCAGCGCACUUACAAGCACUACCACGGGACUCGGCUCUGAACUGAGUUCCGGCGUGCUGACAUUGAACAGCAAGGCCAAGUUGAAAGGAAAAGUGGAGCUGAUGAAAGUGAUGAAGAAGAAGAAAUCCCCCGAGAUGAACUGCACCCUCAUAUUGAAUUUGUCAACAAGGAGUCUCCAAGAUCUAAAGUGCAAAUGACAACAAUAAUUAAAGCUGGUUUUGGUUUCAAAGGAGUUUUGGGGUUUUUUUAUAUAUAACAUAUAUACCUAUUUUACUAUGUCAGAAAGCAUACACUGAUCUUCGUACCAUUAUAUAUGCUCGACGAUCUCCUUUGUGUGCAUACAUACAUAUUCUUACACAGGGAUCUCAUAUUUAUUUAUUACUAUUUUUUAAUUUUGUUCCAUUUUUAUAUUUUAAGUUUACUGUUUCGAUUCUUGCUUCCUUGAGUGUUAAUAAGAUUGUUUUUUAUUUUCUUUUAUUA